AAUUCCAAACAUUUUGGCUAAGUCUGAAAAUUGCUACAGAUAAAGGAGAAAGCCUUGGACCAAUCAAAAGAAUGGUCUGACUGACAGGCCAGCUUCAGAAAACAGCCAAGCCUGAGACACAACAAUCCAGAAUCUUUCCACAACGAGAAGAAAUGAGCACUGAGAUACCAUCCAACCUAAUAAAACACCCAGGGCAGACGAACAUUCCUUUCCUUGAAAAUAUAAGUGAUUUCUCCAUAAAUAUCACCGACUGCACACAGGUUGUGGUGCCAGAGGAAGUUUUUUUUACUGUUGCUGCUGCUGGAAUACUGGAAAAUCUUCUUGUCCUUGUUGCUGUAGUAAGAAACAAGAAUUUGCACUUGCCCAUGUACUUCUUCAUUUGCAGUUUAGCUAUUUCAGACAUGUUGGGCAGCCUGUACAAAACGCUGGAGAACAUCUUUAUCAUCUUGUGCAAAAUGGGGUACCUGACACCUCGUGGAGACUUUGAGAAAAAGCUGGAUGAUGCCAUGGAUUCCAUGUUCAUUCUGUCUUUACUGGGGUCGAUUUUCAGCUUGUUAGCUAUUGCAGCAGACAGAUACGUCACAAUCUUCUAUGCUUUGCGGUACCAUAACAUCAUGACCCAAAGAAGGGCCUUGCUUAUCCUGGCAAUCAUUUGGACAUUUUGUGCUGGCAGCAGCAUUGCCAUUGCCCUCUUCUCCCAUGAAGCAGCCACAGUCAUUCCCUUCACCAUCCUAUUCCCCUUAAUGAUGGUUUUUAUAUUGUGCCUCUAUGUUCACAUGUUCCUCCUGGCUCGAUCCCAUGCCAAAAAGAUCGCUUCACUGCCAACCAGCACAGCCCAUCAGAGAGCUAACAUGAAAGGAGCAAUUACACUGACCAUUUUCCUUGGAGUUUUCCUCUUCUGUUGGGCCCCAUUUGUUCUUCAUAUUCUCCUAGCAAGGUUUUGCCCACACAACCCAUACUGUGCCUGCUACAUGUCCAUUUUCCAUGUGAAUGGGACACUCAUAAUGUGCAAUGCAAUCAUCGACCCAAUGAUUUUUGCAUUCCGAAGCCCAGAAUUACGGAGCACGUUUAAGAAGAUGCUCUGCUGUACCAGAUCAAGCUGGAACUGGUAAACACUUCAAAAAAAUCAAGAUUAAAGAAAAACACCCUAUGGGGUGUUGUGCAACAUGAGUCUGAAGAGUUAAAAAUAC
Messenger RNA from Calypte anna (Anna's hummingbird), 1190 nucleotides. RefSeq names its product melanocortin 2 receptor (gene MC2R). Gene Ontology annotation, cellular component: membrane. The coding region runs from base 153 to 1112 and encodes 319 amino acids. NCBI's taxonomy places the organism in Eukaryota, Metazoa, Chordata, Aves, Apodiformes, Trochilidae. The transcript has a single exon. Gene Ontology annotation, molecular function: corticotropin receptor activity. Gene Ontology annotation, biological process: G protein-coupled receptor signaling pathway. The record is from RefSeq and is a predicted model, not a curated record.